UCUCUCUUUCCACUUUGCCCUCUUCCUCCAUCAUGUUUGGGAUGCUGAAAGAUCACCUCCAGCCGGGAUUUUUCUUCUUUUUCGUGUGGUUCUGCCACCACAUGGAGCAUCAGAAAGUUCAAGCUGGGAACUGCUGGUUGCAGCAGGGCAAGAACGGCCGCUGCCAGGUGCUCUACAUGCCCGGGAUGAGCAGGGAGGAGUGCUGCAGGAGCGGCAGACUGGGCACGUCCUGGACCGAGGAGGACGUCCCCAACAGCACGCUGUUCAGAUGGAUGAUCUUCAACGGCGGAGCCCCCAAUUGCAUACCUUGCAAAGAGUCGUGUGAAAAUGUGGACUGCGGGCCGGGCAAGAGGUGCAAGAUGAACCGGAGGAGUAAGCCGCGGUGCGUUUGCGCGCCGGACUGCUCCAACGUCACGUGGAAGGGACCCGUGUGCGGCUCGGACGGCAAGACCUACAAGGACGAGUGCGCGCUCCUCAAGGCCAAAUGCAAAGCCCACCCGGACCUGGACGUCCAGUACCAGGGAAAAUGCAAAAAAACGUGCCGCGACGUGCUGUGCCCCGGCAGCUCCACCUGCGUGGUGGACCAGACCAACAACGCCUACUGCGUGACCUGCAACCGGGUUUGCCCCGAAGUGACUUCCCCCGAGCAGUACCUGUGCGGCAACGACGGCAUCGUGUACGCCAGCGCCUGCCACCUGAGGCGGGCCACCUGCCUGCUGGGCCGCUCCAUCGGGGUGGCCUACGAGGGCAAAUGCAUCAAGGCCAAGUCAUGCGAGGACAUCCAGUGCGGCGGCGGCAAGAAGUGCCUGUGGGACACCCGCAUGAGCCGAGGACGCUGCUCGCUGUGCGACGGCGCGUGUCCGGAGAGCCGGACGGACGAGGCGGUGUGCGCCAGCGACAACACCACCUACCCCAGCGAGUGCGCCAUGAAGCAGGCCGCCUGCUCCGAAGGGGUGCUGCUGGAGGUCAAGCACUCGGGAUCUUGCAACUCUACACUGUAUUCCCCUCAUGUAGCCAUCAGAGAAGACCAGGAAGAGGAUGAGGAUGAUGAAGACUACAAGUCCCAUGUCCAUUUAUCAUCUAUGCUGGAUGGAUAGCCCCCCCCCUUCCGAUCACGCCAGUCCCAAGGAACCAUGUCCAUACUGUACAUGACGUGUAUGCUUAUUUAUUUUGAAACAAAAAGGAAGUAUACAUAUAGUCCAGUCUGCUAGAUGUUUAUUUAUGCAUUUCUUUGUUUUCUAAUUUAUACAUUUACCAUGUCAGGCUUACAAUCUACCACUCAUUUUCUCCUUUUUGUUUUGUUCUUGUUGUACUGUUUAGUUUUCUUUUUUUCCUUUUUUUUGGUCAUCUUUACUACUAUGAAGAAAUAUAUUUGUCCAAAGAGAAACGUUGUUAUUUAUUUGUCACGUUUACCUUGUGUGAGUCCUCGACAAAUGCUGUAAAUUGCAUUCCGCUUUCAUUCAGCUGUAAAAAAAGAAAGGAAGAAAGAAAGAAAGAAAGAGAGAAUAAAAUCUGCUUGUUAGUGUCAAAUCUCUAUCACAGAUGUCUAUGUCACACCUACAUAAAUGCAUGUUUAGGCAGUGUGUUUAUUUAUUGGGAAUAUAUCAACAAUUUUUUUUAAUGUACAGAUGGGUUUUUGGUUUGUUUACAGAUCAUAACAAUAACUGACCAAAGGGACUCUCUCAAUGUUUUUUUUCAUUAUUAUUAUUAAACAGAUGCAACACAGCAGUAAUAUAAAAAUGGAAGAGAAAAAGGAAAAAAAAAAGAGCCAGUUGAAUUUUCCUUUUCAUGUUUUUUUUCCAGUUCACUUUUAGCCCUUCAGCUUUGUCAACAUUUUUAGAUUGCAUUUAUAUUGUGUCAUUAGAACAAAAAGAAGAAAAAAAAGGUACAUUUUGGAUAAUACUUGAUGACUUUUGGAAACAAUGUGCCAUUAAUAUUUGUGUGCUGUUGUCUUUCGACACGUAUUUUGCUGCACUAUUCAACACAAA
Syngnathoides biaculeatus (alligator pipefish) is the source of this 1988-nucleotide messenger RNA. RefSeq names its product follistatin a (gene fsta). Gene Ontology annotation, biological process: cell differentiation; multicellular organism development; negative regulation of activin receptor signaling pathway. The coding region runs from base 33 to 1097 and encodes 354 amino acids. The transcript is spliced from 6 exons. Gene Ontology annotation, molecular function: protein binding; activin binding. The record is from RefSeq and is a predicted model, not a curated record. Lineage: Eukaryota; Metazoa; Chordata; Actinopteri; Syngnathiformes; Syngnathidae.